GCUGCCUUGCCGAGUUGACUUCCAGAGCAGCAGCCACCUUAUUUGAAGAGCUUGGGAUUGGGGAAGGAUUCUGCGCAACAUUCAGUUCCAGCAGCAGAGUCUCCCUCUCCGGACACUCAAAGCCUGCUUCUACCCAGGGCUAUCAUCAGCUCAAAUGUCGAAGAAGAUAGUGAUCAAAGCUGACCUCGUCGGCAAAGCAUGCAUGAGCGACAUCCUGUCAGUGGUCGCCACCCUCCAAGGGAUCAAGUCGAUGGAGAUCGACGCCGACAAGUGCACGCUGACGGUGGUCGGCGCCGUGGACCCGGUGCGCAUCGCGCAGAGGCUCAAGAAGAAGUGCUUCGCGGCGACCAUCAUCAGCGUGGCGGACGACAAGCCCAAGCCGCCGGAGCCGAAGAAGGACCCCUGCAAGGAGGCGUGCGAGAAGCUCUGCAAGGAGAGGUGCGACAAGAUCGCCUGCUGCAAGGAGUGCAAGGACAAGUGCGAGAAGGCGUGCAAGGAGAGGUGCGAGAGGCGCUGCAAGGCGUGGCUCGAGGGGGGCUCCUGCUCCUGCGGCCGCUGCUGCGGCAGGACGAGCCCGGGCUUCUGCUACACGCCCGGCUACCCCUACUGCGGCUGCGGGCGCGGCUGCGGCGGCUGGCCCGGGCCCUUCGGCUGCUAGGAAGAGAGGUAGUAGCCGGAAGGUCGUCGUCGUCGUCAUCAGUGUGGUUCUUCUGGCGUCCAGUAUGCUGUUAUGGCUCGUCCAUGUUACUAUUUCGUCAUGUAACUUUGUGCAUUUUCACUGCAUUGGUUUCCUUCUUACUGUGCACAUGUGGUUUGAGACUCUGGGAUGAUUAGGUCAGUAUCUUGCAAUGUUGUUUGUGGAUUUGUUGUGUACCUGUAAAAUACUAAUGUGUCAGUCUCUUCCCUCUCUGAAGAAGUAAAGGCUAUGGGUAAUUCAA
Messenger RNA from Panicum virgatum (switchgrass), 938 nucleotides. Its product is annotated as heavy metal-associated isoprenylated plant protein 2-like. The coding region runs from base 155 to 658 and encodes 167 amino acids. NCBI's taxonomy places the organism in Eukaryota, Viridiplantae, Streptophyta, Magnoliopsida, Poales, Poaceae. The transcript has 3 exons. Gene Ontology annotation, molecular function: metal ion binding. The record is from RefSeq and is a predicted model, not a curated record.